This is a messenger RNA of Syngnathus acus (greater pipefish), 2214 nucleotides long. RefSeq names its product beclin 1, autophagy related (gene becn1). Lineage: Eukaryota; Metazoa; Chordata; Actinopteri; Syngnathiformes; Syngnathidae. The coding region runs from base 163 to 1506 and encodes 447 amino acids. Gene Ontology annotation, biological process: cellular response to nitrogen starvation; late endosome to vacuole transport; autophagy. Gene Ontology annotation, cellular component: phagophore assembly site; phosphatidylinositol 3-kinase complex, class III, type II; phosphatidylinositol 3-kinase complex, class III, type I. The record is from RefSeq and is a predicted model, not a curated record. The transcript is spliced from 12 exons.
AAGAAGAAGAAGACGUAAACAUCAACACGGAAGUGGAAGCGCGACCAUCACACAAAUUGGUUCUAUAUUUAUUUAUUAUUCCAACAGUGUGAUCGUCAGAAUUAUUAUGCUGUGUCUGCACCAAAGGAGUGUUAUAUGAAUUUAAAUAGAUUCAAGUGAGUGAUGGAGGGCUCCAAGACAUCGAGCACGACGAUGCAGGUUAGCUUUGUUUGUCAGCGGUGCUGCCAACCUCUCAAGCUGGACACGUCCUUCAAUGUACUGGACCGGGUCACCAUCCACGAACUGAUUGCUCCACUGGUGACUGUAACCCCAAGCAAACAUGCGGAAUGUGGUGACGGAGACACAACAGAGGAGACCUUUGCAGAAAAUAAGCAAGAUGGCGUGUCAAGGAAAUACAUCCCCCCAGCACGCAGGAUGAUGUCGACAGAGAGCGCCAACAGCUUCACGCUGAUCGGAGACACUUCAGAUGGAGGCACCAUGGAAAACCUAAGCCGCAGACUCAAGGUGACGAGCGACCUGUUUGACAUCAUGUCCGGUCAGACGGAUGUGGACCACCCGCUUUGCGAGGAAUGCACAGACACGCUUUUGGACCACCUGGACACGCAGCUCAACAUCACCGAGAAUGAAUGUCAGAAUUACAAGCAGUGCCUGGAGCUCCUGUCGCAGCUGCCAGUGGAGGAUGAGGAGACGCUGCUGGGCGAGCUGGAGCAUCUGAAGGAGGAAGAAGCAGCGCUCGUGCAGCAGCUGGAGGCCGUGGAGGAGCAACGCGCAGCCGUGGCCCAGGAGCUGACGCAGAGCCGGGGACAGGCCCAGCAGUUGGAGACGGAGGAGCUGCAGUACCAGAAAGAGUACAGCGAGUUCAAACGUCAGCAGCUGGAGCUGGACGACGAGCUGAAGAGCGUCGACAACCAGAUGCGUUACUGCCAGAUCCAACUGGAUCGGCUCAAGAAGACAAACGUCUUCAACGCCACUUUUCACAUCUGGCACAGCGGCCAGUUCGGCACCAUCAACAACUUUCGUCUGGGUCGACUUCCCAGCGUGCCGGUGGAGUGGAACGAGAUCAAUGCGGCCUGGGGGCAGACAGUGCUGCUGCUGCACGCGCUGGCCAACAAGAUGGGGCUGCGCUUUCAGAGGUAUCGCCUGGUGCCCUAUGGAAAUCAUUCCUACUUGGAGUCCCUUACAGACAAAUCAAAGGAACUUCCGUUGUACUGUUCGGGGGGCCUGAGGUUUUUCUGGGACAAUAAGUUUGACCACGCGAUGGUGGCCUUCCUGGACUGCGUGCAGCAGUUCAAAGACGAGGUGGAAAAAGGCGACACUGGCUUCUGUCUUCCAUACAGGAUGGACGUGGAGAAGGGCAAGAUUGAGGACACGGGCGGCAGCGGCGGCUCGUACUCCAUCAAGACUCAAUUCAACUCGGAGGAGCAGUGGACCAAGGCGCUCAAGUUCAUGCUCACCAACCUCAAGUGGGGGUUGGCCUGGGUCACCUCGCAGUUCUACAACAGAUAAAUUAAGAAACGCCACGGAGGCGACACAUGCUGAUGGAACAGUGUUGGAGAAGGCCUACCUUGUGCUUUUGCCCGAGAUGUUCUUUCCCCAGAUUUGAAUGUCAAACUUUCUUAAAGCUGUACCACUACUUUCAUUCUUUCACUUAUUAUGGUCACAAAAUUCCAGGAAUUUAAGUUGACACUUUUCAUGGAACUUAACAGGAAUUUGUGGGAGUAAAUGUGACUCAAAUUUGAAUGGAGAAAACUGAAAGUUGGUUCAUUAAUAAGGAACUUAAAUUUAGAAAGGGUAUUAUUCACAAAACUUGGUUUCAAGGAGCUAUGCUGAAAGUUAGGCUUUAGUGUUUUGUCGCCCUCUUGUGGCAACUAACUGGGGUGGUUUACUGGCAGAUUGUUGCGGUUUGUUCCUACUAGUUAAUAUUUGACGAGUGCUUUUUGGUAUUUUUUUUUAUGCUUCAAGUAUGAGUUCAAAAAUAUGGAGCAAUUAAAGUACUGUAAUGCCAUUGCAUGUGGGCAAGGAGACACAAUUAUGAACACAAUUCUACUUUCAUCCAAAUUUCCCGUUGAUGACCAUAACUUCUAACCUCCCAUGGAAAUGUACUGUAAAUCUUCCAACCCUUUGUAACAUUUUGUACAGGUAGAACAGUUUGGUUGGUGUCAUUAAAGCAGGGCUUGCCCAAAAAAAAAAUUAAACCCGCAUCAUGCUCCUAAA